Molecule: messenger RNA, 657 nt
Organism: Linderina pennispora
Lineage: Eukaryota; Fungi; Kickxellomycota; Kickxellomycetes; Kickxellales; Kickxellaceae
Exons: 1
Coding region: 1-657 (218 amino acids)
Source: RefSeq, a predicted model, not a curated record
AUGUACAUAGCACUCCUUAACCACGACAUAUUGGCGUGCAUUCUGGCGUAUGUGUAUGAGCCGCAUAUCCACUCCACCACGGACAUCGACGAUACACGCAUGAUUGCACAGCUGGCGACCGUCAGCCGGCGGUGGUUCGCAGCAAUGUGCCCCAGGGCAUUCCGCGUACUGGUCGUGCAGCGGACCUUUCCACACGGCAUAUUCAACCAUGCCUGUCAUAUGCGGCACCGGUUCCUGUGGAUUUGCAGCGGCGGCUAUCCGGGCAUCCCUGUGCGCUCUCUGCACCUGAUCAUGCCAGACGAAUGCCGGUGCCCAGGGCUUCUCCUAGAGGCGCUGCGAAAUCUGGCGCCAAGACUGUCGGGGGCCGUGAAGCUGACGGUGCUGGGGCGCGGGCAUCUGACAAUGGGUACGCUGAAUGGUAUGGAUAAGGGCGCAGGGGACGCUAGGUGCUUGGCGAGGCGGUUGGGGAAUGUGAGGGAGUUCGAGUUUGUGGUCGAUUACUAUGCAGAGGUGGGUGAUCCGCAGGCAGCCUACGCAUUCAAGGUCUCGGGAUUCGUUGGUGCAUUGCGCAGUCUCCUGGCAAGGAAGCGGGAGGACGAAAUAGCGGAGGAUCCAAGUGAGUGUGACAGUGGUAAGCGCAGUGUGUGUGCAGAAUGA